AUGGCCGUCCAAGACACCGUCGGUGCUAUCCUCAUCGGUGCUCUAGUUUCGGCCAUAUUGUCCGGAGGGGUGACAACACAAGCCCUCAUCUACUGCAGACUGUACGGACGCGACGACUUCCGUCAAAACACCCUCAUCGUCUCCACCCUGUGGCUGCUCGACUGCCUCCACCUCGCGAUGGCGUUCGCCUCUGUCUGGAUAUACCUCAUCCAACAUUGGGGAAGCAGCACCAUCCACGAUUACAUCCCAUGGACCAUUGCAGUAAGUUCGCCGCUCUUCCUCCUUUUCCUGCGUGCCUCGUCUGACCUCCCAUCGCCGCCCGCAAAGCUUACAGUCGCGAUCACCGCUAUUGUGACUCUCAUAUCACAUUGCUUUUUUGCACACCGCGUCUAUAUCUUGAGCGGUUGCUCGUGGCUGUUGACGGCCCCCAUAAUUCUUCUCGCUGGCAGCCGUCUCGCCGCUGCCCUUGUAUCAACAUUCGAGAUGAUCACGCUACAGAGUUAUGAGCAGUUUGUCGAUCAAGUCGGUUGGGUUUUCACAAUGGGCCUCUCGCUGUCUACUGCGACAGACGUCUUCAUUACCGUAACCUUAAUUACCCUCCUGCAACGCAGCCGGACGGGCUUUUCUACCGUUGUUACCACCGCUGUCUCCCUGGUCUGCUUUGUCGGACGGUCGUCGAACAUACAGUGGCUCUCCAUGCCCCGGAAUCUAAUAUUCCUUGCCCUCCACUUCUCGAUCUCGAAACUCUACGCCACCUCCACACUCGCAACGCUGAACGCGCGAAAGUCGCUCCGCCGACGCACGCGGCAGGCGCACCAACACGUCCUCCCUGUCAUCUCCUCGCUGCACGAGAGCCAGACGCGUCAGGGCGCGCACGUGGACGACCUCCGCGAUAACCUGAAGACGACGUCCGAGGACGGCCGCACCCCCGCGCCCGUGCGCAUCCGGACGUUUUCCCGCACGCUGAUGGACGGCAAGCCGGACGCGGACGCAGACGCGCUCGGGCUCCCUCGGACGCUGGACACCGCGCGGCUGUCGGUGUAG
Epithele typhae is the source of this 1044-nucleotide messenger RNA. RefSeq lists its product as uncharacterized. The record is from RefSeq and is a predicted model, not a curated record. Bases 1 to 1044 code for a protein of 347 amino acids. NCBI's taxonomy places the organism in Eukaryota, Fungi, Basidiomycota, Agaricomycetes, Polyporales, Epitheliaceae. The transcript is spliced from 19 exons.